Molecule: messenger RNA, 648 nt
Organism: Cornus florida
Lineage: Eukaryota; Viridiplantae; Streptophyta; Magnoliopsida; Cornales; Cornaceae
Exons: 3
Coding region: 1-648 (215 amino acids)
Source: RefSeq, a predicted model, not a curated record
AUGGAGAACUUGAUACGUCGAAUAGAGAAAAUUGCCUCUCUCUAUUCUUUAGUGAAGGACCUGUUAAGAGUACAGGUGUCUCAUGAAGAUCCUCUGGUCGUAAGUUUGACAGUGGCAGAAUGCUUGGUGCACAGAUUUCUGAUCGAUCCAGGGAGCAGUGCGAAUGUUAUGCCAAAAAUAAUGUUUGACCGGCUCGAGAUCAAGCUAGAAAAGCUCAAGCCCAUUGACAAUCCAUUACUGGGGUUUGAUAGGAAACGAGUAGAGCCCAUUGGAAUGGUAGAACUAUCAGUACAAGCUACUGAAAGAGUUCUACUAGAGAGCUUUAUGGUCAUUGAUAUCCAUCUGUCUUGCAAUCACUUGAUGGGAAGAGGAUGGAUCAAUAGGGUCCAAGGUGUCCCAUCAAUACUACACCAGAUAGAUCUUCAUAAGCCAGACAGAACAACAAGGAUAGGGUCAGGGCUUGCAGUGGGGGAGAAACAACAAUUAAUUGAGUUCCUGUCUCAGAACAAAGAUGUGUUAACUUGGAGCCAUUCAAAUAUGCCAGGGAUUAGUCCCUCCGUGUCUUGUCAUUCCUUUAAUGUAGACCCAGACACCAAGCCUGUGAGGCAGAGUAGAGAAGAUUUGCCUCGGAGUGCAAUCAAAUCAUAG